AUAAUUGUUUUUUUUUUUUUGGCAUUUGCCGUUCUCGAAAGAACCAAAUGAUGGCUCAGACCGUUUAAAAAAUUUCCUACAAGUUACUCAAUCCGGGGGCACUAACUAAUUCAAUCUAAAAGUCCAAUUCGCAAAUUCUAAAAAAAAAAUCAAAACAUCCGCCAUAAAUGAAGAAUUCCCCAGAAAACCCCCAAUUUUCAUCAACAAGAACAACACAAACGACAAUCUCAACAACAACAACAUCAACUUCAACAACGACUGAGUUUCAAGCAGUUGAUGAUGAUUGGGAUAAACCCUUUUCAAAUGAAGAACUGGAAGCCAUUGAAGCAGCUUUUGAAGCUGCAACUUUAACACUUUCUUCGUCUUCCAUCAAAACCCCACGUAGAACUUCUGUAGUUAUCGACGACGAGGAAAAUGCCCGACCCACUACCCGCCGUCGAUUGCCCGGUUCAAUUUCCUGCUCAAAUGCCGAAUUGGGUUCGCCUCUAAAUGCGGGUUCUUUUGCCCUAACGCCGUGCUCUAGGAAUUGGGCAUUCCCCCAAGGCAAUGUGAAAAUGAAGUAUCAAGCAUUGAAUUUUGGGGGCCGAAUUGUGUAUUCCCGGUCGACCGAGGAGGUAGAGGAAGCUACAUUGCAGAUUUUGGAGUUUCUUGAGGCUCAAAAACGAAAAUCAGGCAGGGCUGUCCUUGGUCUUGACAUUGAAUGGAAACCGAGCUUUGAUCGAGGUAUUCCACAGGGAAAAGCUGCAGUCAUGCAAAUAUGUGGGGAUAUGAAUAUUUGCUACGUAUUGCACAUUUUUCAUUCCGGAAUCCCUGGUAGCCUGCAAUCUCUUCUUGAAGAUUCUACAUACAUCAAGGUUGGAGUUGGUAUUGACAAUGACGCUGUUAAAGUCUUCCAUGACCAUAAUGUGUCAAUAAAAUCCUUGGAAGAUCUAUCCAGUCUGGCCAAUCAAAAGCUUGGCGGUGUACCAAAACAGUGGAGUCUGUCUUCACUGGUUGAAACUUUUAUUUGCAAACAACUCUUGAAGCCUAAGAAGAUUAGACUAGGAAAUUGGGAAGCCGAUCCUCUUUCAAAGGCACAGUUACAGUACGCAGCAACUGAUGCAUUCGCUUCUUGGUUCCUCUAUGAGGUGCUGCAGAGUUUUCAAGAAUUACCCGAGAAUCAGAAGAAGAAUUAAAUCCUUAAAAAGCUUAUGGGAAUAAAACUGAUUGAGCAUCGAUCACUAUUGGAAGUUAGCAGGUUGUCCAUAGGAAACUGAAUCAAGAUGCAACAUGCCUACAAGUCUACAACCAGGUUUCACUCCACAUAUUUAUAUCAUCAAUAUUUUUUCAAGUCCAGUUAUUAUUUGUUCCAAGAGGACUAGCCCCUGUAACGCUAGGAGAGGCAGGGUUGAACCCAUUUUUAGGACUGUGAAGGUAGACAUUAAACCUAGAUGAGAAUCGAAACCUCAACUUCAAUGUCGGCAGGUUUGUGAUUUAUCACUCGAUGCAACUUUCUGUACCGAACCACCAUCAUCAGAACCGAAACGGGUCGCCUGGAUGCAACUAUUUAUGCCGUGUUUAUCACCAUUCACCGGGGACUACGUAGGGGUCUGAAAAACCAUCCCAUAUUUAUUUAAUUCAAUGUAUGUGUUCUCUGAGUUCUGAAAUUAAAUGUGACCAUGUUGAUUCUUCUGAUUAUGUUCUUUAUCCCCUGAAUCCUGAUUCCUGAGAUGCUAUACCAUGUUAUUAUGAUUACUAUGUAUGUAAUCAUAAGGAGCCCCAUAUUCAUUAUUUAUUCCCAUAACAUUUCCUUUUUUUUUUA
This is a messenger RNA of Spinacia oleracea (spinach), 1801 nucleotides long. Its product is annotated as 3'-5' exonuclease. Gene Ontology annotation, molecular function: 3'-5' exonuclease activity; nucleic acid binding. The transcript has 6 exons. Gene Ontology annotation, biological process: nucleobase-containing compound metabolic process. Bases 168 to 1175 code for a protein of 335 amino acids. The record is from RefSeq and is a predicted model, not a curated record. NCBI's taxonomy places the organism in Eukaryota, Viridiplantae, Streptophyta, Magnoliopsida, Caryophyllales, Amaranthaceae.